Molecule: messenger RNA, 1140 nt
Organism: Sipha flava (yellow sugarcane aphid)
Lineage: Eukaryota; Metazoa; Arthropoda; Insecta; Hemiptera; Aphididae
Product: dynein heavy chain 3, axonemal-like
Exons: 7
Coding region: 58-1026 (322 amino acids)
Source: RefSeq, a predicted model, not a curated record
CUCGUAUUAAGCCAAUUUUGUUAAAAAAAUAUAACUCUGUAAUGAUAAAAUUGGAAAAUGAAAUACGAAAAAAAUUACGAUUUUGCUAGUCGAAAAAUACUUUUAGAUUACAUAAUGAUGGAUCCAGAUGAAUUAAAGAGAAUCGGAAUUACAAAUUACUAUAGACCUGAUUAUUCUUCAAUGUUAAUUAGAGGCCCUGUGCCUUGGCAUCACAUGACUAUUAUUAAUAAAGAACGGCUAAUCCAUAAUUUAUAUAUUUUUAGAGAAUCUAUAUUAAAGUUGGAUAAAGUAUGGAAAAAGUAUUCUAAAGGUUAUAUAUUUCCAAUAAAAAAUUUAAAAAGAGUUGGUAUACCUAUAAAACCAAAAUAUUUACAAGAAUUUUUGGAAAAAUCGUGUGAACAAUUUCGAUGCAAACUAGUUGAUGAAUGGAUUGUUGAGUGCGCUGAUUUAUUUUUAGAAAUAAAUGAAAAUUUUCGAGACAUAUUACCAACACAUGAUUUGAAUCCAUCAGAUCAUCAAAUUCAAAAAUUUUUCGAUUGUGUUGCAGCUACCAUGUCCAGACAAUUGAGACAAGCUGUAUUCAAGUCUCUGAAACAUUAUAUGAAUAAAAUACUUGAAUAUAAGAAUGGAAAUAAAAUAGAUGCCGAGUAUAAGAAUAACAUGUUCAUAAAUUUACCAUUUUUUAUUCUAAAAGCUGUACCUAAUCCUAAUUCAACUGAAAUCUCUUUUGAACCAACUCGCGAAGACUGCUUAAUACUUUUGUUGUCAAUUCCGCGAAAAAUAAUUAAAGCAGUUGAAGAUAUUCCUAGAAUAGAACAAUUAUUAGUAAAAGAAUACAAAGGGGAUUCUAAUAUGGUGUUAAAAAAUGUGCAUGAAUCUGAAGAAGAGGUACAAAAUAUGUUGGUAGAAAUUGGUAACAUUUUGGAAAACAAUUUUCCAGGGCCAGAAACAUUCAUAACUUAUUAUGAAAUAUAUUCCUAUUUAUUAAAUGGCACAGAAACUGAAGCCUUAAAUACAUUUUUUUGAAAUCCAACCAUUUCCAUUAUUAAGCGAGUUUAAUGAAUGGGUCCUCAAGUACAUAGCUAUAAAUGAUGAUAUCCUCAAUCUAAGAGCUCAGGUAGAAUUGAAUUUAAUGAUGUU